AUGUGGUUUAUUCAACACCGGGAAGGCGCUGUGCACGGCGCGCGGCUGCUGCUUAUCGAUUCGAUGCUGACCGCCGCGGUGCUCGUCGCCACGACAGCAGCCAAGCCGCAGUUAGCGCAACUCCUCUCGCGCGCCACCGACCUGGAAACGAGCGCUGGUGACACGACGAGUGGGAUUCACGGACCGUUUCCGCUCUCGACGGACGGAUGGAGGGAGUGCGUCGCGGGCUGGGAGCAUGUGCAGAAGAAGUGGAAGUCGCUCGGGCUGAUCGCGCAUCCGUACCCAAAGUCGGCCCACGCGCACGUUCCCGCGUGCCGCGCGCUCGCGAUGCAGCCCGCGCUCCUCCGCGAGAUGCGGGCCGUCAUUGGGACAGACGACCUUAUGGUCGCGACGAUGUCGGUGCUGGUCAAGGAGGUGGGGUGGGAGCACCGGUGGCACACGGACGUGGAGAACGCGAUCGACCGGACUCGCUGCAACGACACGAGCUGGACCGCGAAGCUGCACAAGCAGUGCAAGGUGUGCGAGGGCGGCGACUUCUCCUCGCUCUGGCGGCGCGGCGGCCAGCUCGCCAAGGUGGCUCGGAGGGAGGUGUCGCCGCACGCUGCUCUGGUGCAGCUGGCGGCCGCCGACACUCAGGCGUGGGCUUUCCGCGGAGCCACGUGGCACGCCUCCUUCAACAACGCGUCCAGCCGCAAGACGCGGACGGCGGUGCAGAUGCACUUCAUGCCGACGCGCUGCAAGUUCCGGUCUGACAGCGGCCUCGAGAACGCGCCGGAGCUGCCGACGUCCGAGCGCCAGCGCCCGCCGGGCAUCGGGGUGGUGCUGCCGCCGGUGAUCCCUCUGCAGGGCAAGGCGUCGGCCACGCUGCGAGGCUCGGGCGAGGAGGCGACGCAGAACAACUGGAUGUUCCCCGACGAGCCUGAGCCGGCCGUCGUCGACGCGACGUUCGACCGGACGCCGAAGCGCAAGAGAGAUUGCGCCGCCGCGACUUUCGCGCCCGACACGCCGCUCAAGUCGCUGGCGCACGACCUCAAUGCGGGCGGGUGGGUGGACAAGCUCUGCAAGCUCAAGAGCGGCGUCGACGCGGGCGCGGGCAUCGUCGACAAGUCAAAGUGCAAGACGCACCAGCUGACCGGCCACUCGGCGGGUGCGCCAAUCAUGGAGUACCACACGUCGAAGCUGCGCAAGAACUUUGCCGCGCACGAGAUGCGGACCCACGAGGAGAUCGAGCUGGUCUACGUGCUGCGAGGCUCGAUCCUCAUCUCGCUCAAGCAGCGCGGAGAGCACACUAAGACGCUCUACCGGCGCACUCUCGACGCGGCCUCGCCUACCCCGCCUUGA
Molecule: messenger RNA, 1341 nt
Organism: Emiliania huxleyi CCMP1516
Lineage: Eukaryota; Haptophyta; Isochrysidales; Noelaerhabdaceae
Exons: 8
Coding region: 1-1341 (446 amino acids)
Source: RefSeq, a predicted model, not a curated record